GGGCGAGACGACGGUGUAGAGGUGGGCGGUACCCAGACGUACGGACGCCAUUUUGUGACUGAGCCUGAGGACGGAUGGAUAUCUGAGACGUGGACGCUCCGAAUCGUCUCACAUCCGACUCAGAUGUUGAUAUGUGAGUCCAUGAAGAGUCACCAUGAGUCCACCAUGACUCCACCGGUUCCAUUUGAGACGCGACUUUCUUUCAAAACGAAUUUACCUGGACCUGGACCUGGACCUGAACUCGAUCCUGGACCUGGACCUGAACCUGAACCUGAACCUGGACCUGGACUUUGUCCCAGCUGUGUGUCCUUCAGAAGUGACCAGUCGAAGUCUGAACCUCUUCUGUUUAAAGAUGGACUCUUCUGUCCUGAGCGAAGAAUUCAUCAGAGACCAGUGUCCCCUGACCCUGGAUCUGAACUCAGCUGUGUGUCCCUUAAGAGCAACCAUUCAAAGUCUGAACCCCUGGCAUUUACAGAUGGACUCGUCUCUCGUAGACCGGGAGUGGGCCAGGAGAGCUCAGAGGUUCCCAGUGGUCAGUCUGCCCAGCAGCAUCAAACACACCUGGACUCCAUAUUUAUGCUGCUGGAGGAGAACAUCCUCACUUUUGUGAAGAACGAGCUGAAGAAGAUCCAGAAGGUUCUGAGUCCAGAUUACCCAGAAUGCUUCGAGAGUCAGAGGGAGGAUGAGGAGGUGUUGGAGGGUGAGGAUGAAGAGCAGAGGAGGAGCAGCAGAGAGGCAUUUCUGAAGAUCACACUGCACUUCCUGAGGAGAAUGAAGCAGGAGGAGCUGGCUGACUGUCUGCAGAGCAAAUCUCCUGCCAUGUGCCAAUUUAACCUCAAGUCCAACCUGCAGAAGAAGUUCCAGUGUGUGUUUGAGGGGAUCGCUAAAGCAGGAAACCCAACCCUUCUGAAUCAGAUCUACACAGAGCUCUACAUCACAGAGGGAGGGACUGCAGAGGUCAAUGAUGAACAUGAGGUCAGACAGAUUGAAACAGCAUCCAGGAAACCAGACAGACCAGAAACAACCAUCAGACAAGAAGACAUCUUUAAAGCCUCACCUGGAAGAGAUGAACCAAUCAGAACAGUGAUGACAAAGGGAGUGGCUGGCAUUGGGAAAACAGUCUUAACACAGAAGUUCACUCUGGACUGGGCUGAAGACAAAGCCAACCAGGACAUACAGUUCACAUUUCCAUUCACUUUCAGAGAGCUGAAUGUGCUGAAAGAGAAAAAGUACAGCUUGGUGGAACUUGUUCAUCACUUCUUUACUGAAACCAAAGAAGCAGGAAUCUGCAGGUUUGAAGAGUUCCAGGUUGUGUUCAUCUUUGACGGUCUGGAUGAGUGUCGACUUCCUCUGGACUUCCACAACAAUGAGAUCCUGACUGAUGUUACAGAGUCCACCUCAGUGGAUGUGCUGCUGACAAACCUCAUCAGGGGGAAACUGCUUCCCUCUGCUCGCCUCUGGAUAACCACACGACCUGCAGCAGCCAAUCAGAUCCCUCCUGACUGUGUUGACAUGGUGACAGAGGUCAGAGGGUUCACUGACCCACAGAAGGAGGAGUACUUCAGGAAGAGAUUCAGAGAUGAGGAGCAGGCCAGCAGAAUCAUCUCCCACAUCAAGACAUCACGAAGCCUCCACAUCAUGUGCCACAUCCCAGUCUUCUGCUGGAUCACUGCUACAGUUCUGGAGGAUGUGAUGAAGACCAGAGAGGAAGGAGAGCUGCCCAAGACCCUGACUGAGAUGUACAUCCACUUCCUGGUGGUUCAGACCAAAGUGAAGAACAUCAAGUAUGAUGGAGGAGCUGAGACAGAUCAUCACUGGAGUCCAGAGAGCAGGAAGAUGAUUGAGUCUCUGGGAAAACUGGCUUUUGAUCAGCUGCAGAAAGGCAACCUGAUCUUCUAUGAAUCAGACCUGACAGAGUGUGGCAUCGAUAUCAGAGCAGCCUCAGUGUACUCAGGAGUGUUCACACAGAUCUUUAAAGAGGAGAGAGGACUGUACCAGGACAAGGUGUUCUGCUUCGUCCAUCUGAGUGUUCAGGAGUUUCUGGCUGCUCUUCAUGUCCAUCUGACCUUCAUCAACUCUGGAGUCAAUCUGAUGGAAGAACAACAAACAACAUCCCGGUGGUCUAAAGUCUUCAGAGACAAACAGAAUCUGAAGUAUCUCCACCAGAGUGCUGUGGACAAGGCCUUACAGAGUCCAAAUGGACACCUGGACUUGUUCCUCCGCUUCCUCCUGGGUCUCUCACUGCAGACCAAUCAGAGACACCUACGAGGUCUGCUGAGACAGACAGGAAGUAGCUCACAGACCAAUCAGGAAACAGUCCAGUACAUCAAGAAGAAGAUCAACCAGGAUCUGUCUGCAGAGAGAAGCAUCAAUCUGUUCCACUGUCUGAAUGAACUGAAUGAUCGUUCUCUAGUGGAGGAGAUCCAACAGUCCCUGAGUUCAGGACGUCUCUCCACAGAUAAACUGUCUCCUGCUCAGUGGUCAGCUCUGGUCUUCAUCUUACUGUCAUCAGAAGAAGAUCUGGACGUGUUUGACCUGAAGAAAUACUCUGCUUCAGAGGAGGCUCUUCUGAGGCUGCUGCCAGUGGUCAAAGCCUCCAACAAAGCUCUACUGAGUGGCUGUAACCUCUCAGAGAGAAGCUGUGAAGCUCUGUCCUCAGUUCUCAGCUCCCAGUCCUCCAGUCUGAGACACCUGGACCUGAGUAACAACAACCUGAAGGAUUUAGGAGUGAAAAUGCUGUUGGCUGGACUGGAGAGUCCACACUGUACUCUGGAAACUCUCAGUCUGUCAGGCUGUCUGAUCACAGAGGAAGGCUGUGCUUCUCUGGCCUCAGCUCUGAGCUCCAACCCCUCCCAUCUGAGAGAGCUGGACCUGAGCUACAAUCAUCCAGGAGACUCAGGAGUGAAGCUGCUGUCAGCUGGACAGAAGGAUCCACACUGGAGACUGAACACUCUCAGGGUGGAGCCAGGUGGAGUCCAGUGGUUGGAACCAGGUUUGAGGAAGUAUUACUGUGAGCUCACACUGGACCCAAACACGGCACACAAAUUCCUCCAGCUGUCUGAAAACAAUAGAAAGGUGACGGACCUGAGGAAGGAGCACCCGUACCCUGACCACCCGGAGAGGUUUGACUACUGGCCUCAGGUGCUGUGUGAAGAUGGCCUGACCGGUCGCUGUUACUGGGAGGUGGAGUGGGGGGGAAAGGUUUACAUUGCCGUGAGCUACAGGACAAUCGGACGAAAUGGAGACCGCGACAGCUCCAAAUUCGGAGGGAACGACCGGUCCUGGUGUCUGAGCUGCACCGAUGGAGGAUACAACGCCUGGCACAAUAACAGUGGGACGCUCGUCCCUCUUCCUUCAUCCUCUAACAGAGUAGCAGUGUAUGUGGACUGUCCUGCUGGGACUCUGUCCUUCUACAGAGUCUCCUCUGACACAUUGAUCCACCUCCACACCUUUAACACCACGUUCACCGAACCUGUGUAUCCUGGGUUUGGUUACGGGGUGAAGUUUAACUCCUUCGCGCAUCUGUGCCCGCCGUAGAACAGAGGCCAGAGAUCGGGUUGUUGUCCUGGACUGUUUGGAAUGAUGGGACUAAACUGGAUGGGGUCUGUUGUGAUGUGGAGUCUGAUCUGGUCCUCAGAUCCAGUCGUUCUCAAAAGGAUUGUUCAGAGAUGAGAAUAAACACCUCGACAACCUGAACUGUUUACGGGGCUACACAUGCCUCUCCGUCCAGGAACUUGCCAAACUCCCUGCUUUUACACCUCUAAGGCUGGAGGCAUUAUGUUUUUGGGUUGUGUGUCCAUCCAUAUGUCAAUCUCAUUCUCAUGAACACCUUGAGGGAAUUUUUUCAAAUUUGGCACAAACGUCCACUUGGAUUAAAUAGUGAACUGUUUAGAUUUUGGUUUUUAAAGGUCAAGGUUAUGGUGACCUUGUUCAUCUUGUUCUUAUGAAUGUGUUACCUCAAGAACAUCUUAAAGAAAUUCCUUCAAAUUUGGCACAAACAUCCACAUGGACUCAAGGAUGAACUGAUCAGAUUUUAGUAGUCAAGGUCACUGUGACCUGGUCUGUCUCAUUUUUGUGAAUUCAAUAUCUCAAGGAUGCCUUGAGGGAUUUCUUUCCCUUUUUUUUCAACUUUGGCACAAAUGUCCACUUGGAGUCAACAAUGAACUGUAUAGACCUUGGUGGUCAAAAGUCAAGGUUAUGGUGGCCUAGUCCGUCCCAUUCACGUGAAACGUCUAGAGGGAAUUUUCUUCAAAUUUGGCACAAAUGUUCACUUGGGCCAAACAAUGAACUGUUUAAAUUUUGGAGGUCAAAGGUCACUGUGACCUUGCGUCCAAUUUGGCACAAACAUCCACUUGGACGCAAGAAUGAACUGUGACCCUACAAGCCAUGUUUUUGUCCAUAACUCAAUAAUUCAUUCAGUAAUUAUGACAAAACUUGACACAAAUGUUUGACAGGAUAAAAUAAUGAAGUGAUGAAAUUUUGUAUCUAAAAGGUCAAAGGUCAGUGUCACUGUGACAUCAUCAUGUUUUAACGUGACAUCAUCAGGAACAUAAGUAUGUCGGUGUUCUGCCCUCCAGUGGUCACAGUGAGUCGUGUUACUGCUGAACAUCUGUUACAGCUCAGAGAUGUGUUUGUUCGCUCUGCUCCUCCAGAAUGAAUCAUGUUAUUAUAUUUAUUGUUUUUUAUUUAUUUGCACACACGCAGAAGAGUUUUGACUCGUGGAAACAACUUUCACACACAGACUGAAAACAGAAAGACGUUUUAUAAUCCUGAACGUUCACAGGUCGUUUGGAGGUUGUAUGUAAAUCUGUUCGAAGUAUUUAAAGUCCAACUUUUUGUUUUUAUUUUUAUUUGAUAAAUCUCAUGUGAUCCACUGCAGCAGACUAGAAGUUUGUUUACUGUUUAUUUAUUUAUGUUAUAUAUAGCCUAAUAAUAAACUUUGAUUAACUGAUUAACUUUA
Epinephelus moara (kelp grouper) is the source of this 4960-nucleotide messenger RNA. RefSeq names its product NLR family CARD domain-containing protein 3-like. Gene Ontology annotation, molecular function: protein binding. The record is from RefSeq and is a predicted model, not a curated record. The coding region runs from base 124 to 3537 and encodes 1137 amino acids. NCBI's taxonomy places the organism in Eukaryota, Metazoa, Chordata, Actinopteri, Perciformes, Serranidae. The transcript has 11 exons.